Messenger RNA from Cladocopium goreaui, 3621 nucleotides. The record is from the annotation of a GenBank genome assembly. Lineage: Eukaryota; Dinophyceae; Suessiales; Symbiodiniaceae.
AUGGGUGGAGCAACGGUUCCUGCCAAUGCUGAAAUGCCCGGCUUGGCCGCCAUCGUCAUGGAGGUGCAACUGGAGCAGUGCGGGAACGAGAUCCGUCCGCUGGCGGGUUGCGAGGUGGAUCCUCAGGAUAUUUUGGAAGCAGAGCGGUCCGUGCUGGAGGGUAUGCAGGAGCAUAAACGUCUUCUGAAGCUCCAGGAGGACAGUCGGGCUGCGAAGAGCCUGAUUGAGUUGGAGAGUCACAUCAAAGAAGAGGAAGAGACGUUGGAAGAGAUACAGAAGAACUCAGCCGGGCUCAUUGAUGAGUUGAGUCAACGAAAGAUUGAUGUUCGAAAUGCGGAGACGGAAUUGAGUAAGCUGUGGAAAGAGCUGUCGUCUGUUCUUGAGGCCUUCAAUGAGACCAAGGAGGAUGAUGAGAAGUUGAAAGUGGAGCUUGAAGAAAACAGCCGCCAACUGAAAGAGGCAGGGGGCGGAUCCAUGAUCGACCUGAGAGAUGCCGAUGGCUUUAUUUCCACUCUGGACCACAGCCUGAUGGAUCUGAUUUCUGAUGAAUUUUUGAUGAUCUCUGUUGCUCAAAAGUUGUCGCGUUUUGACCACCGCAGUGUUGAACCUGCUGCGGUUCGCAUGGCGGAUAUCACUCUCCUAGCUGAAGCCGCGAGCUGUUUGAGUGAUGCAGUGCAAGCUCCUGCGGAUUCCUUGGACAAACUCAAGAAAGCUUUGGUCUUGAUCAAUCGGGCCGAUGAAGUCUCUGGGCCAACGCAGCCCAGAAGCUUGGAAUCCAUGCUGCUUCGUGGUUUCCAGUCUUUAGCAUCUUAUGUUCUCCAAGAUGGAGAAGAAGCCAAUGACCUCAAGAGGGCAGAAGCACACUUCAAUGCUGCAUUGAAGGAUAGCUCAUCUUCCCCCCGUGCACGGUUUGGCAAAGCAGUCCUCAGCGCACACCGGGGCGACUGGCAAACAGCCUUAAAAUCCUUUCGUGAGGCUGGAUAUGCUGGAUAUGCUGGAUUCAGUUCAUUGAUUCAACAUGAUUCCGCGGAAUCCUCUGAGGACGUGUUGAUGCGCGCCGCCCCACACAAGCCCACUGACGGAGUACAGGUCGUGGCAUUGCGACAUUUGAGGUUUGCUAUGGCUUCUUGUUUCGUAGGUUUGGGUCGAAUGGAAAAAGCUCAGAAGGCGCUGCUGGGCGUCAUAGAGCUGCACCCGGACCCCGAAGCGCUGUGCGCCCUGUCGCGCCUUGCAACGCGGGACUCCGUGGGCCAUGCAAAGCAAACAAACGGUGAGCCGCCACCUGAAUGGGCGCUGGCCAAAAGCUUUUUGGAGGAGGCAGCAGAAGGCGUGUGCUCCAAGCAGGUUCGUGCCGAGUUGCACUACCAGCAAGGGCGGCUAGCGCAUGUGAAAGGAGACGUGGCAAAAGCGAUGAGAGAAUACGAACAGUCAGUGGAUCUCAUGCCGCAGCACCAGAUUGCCGUGUACACUUUGGCGCAGUGCCUGGUGCACAGAAAACUCUACUCUCGCGCCAUGAAAUUGCUGGAAAAGUCGCCCAAACACAUGAGGCAAGAGCCAGAGGUGUUGAAGCUUCUCAUAACUGCUUAUCUUGCAACCAACGACAACGAGCACAACCACAAGGCACGUGAAGCUUCAGACCGCUUGGUGGCCCUGGUGCCAGAAGAUGUUGAGGCGUUGAGCAUGAAAGCAGAGGCCUACACACGUGUGAAGCCCAAGGACGCCGUCAGCACCUAUGAGCGACUGGCUCAGCUCCUGGAGUCACCGGAGAAUCAAAGCGAGGCGACGCCAGAGAUGUGGAAUAACAUGGGCACCAUCUUCAGCAUCUACGGUGACCCUGCUAUGGCGCAAAGAGCCUAUGAGAAGGGGCUUGAGUUCGUUGAGCAGCAAAUUCUGCACAGCACCGAUCCGCAAGAAAAGAAGGAGUUGGAGGUUUCCCAGAUUUGCUUGAAGUUCAACCGAGCUUUUCUGGCUGAGUCCCAUCCCUCCGGGCCUGAAAUCGCAGAGGCCGUGUCAGAGUACAUAACUAUGCAGGAGGACAAUCCUUGGUUUGCAGAUGCCUCGCUGCGAGUUGGGAAGCAGUGGCAGAGUCUGGGCCGUACGCAACAAGCCUUGCAAUCUUAUCGCAUGGCCAUGAACGACGCUCCAUUCGAGGCCAGAUUGUACAGUGCCGAAGCUUUGCGAGAAGCAGGACAAUACACCAAUGCCUUAAAGUGGGGAGAGCGAGCUUUGGCAGCUGCAGGUGAGAAGGAGGAGCACUAUGCCUACGUUUUUUUGGCGAAUUUGUACUACGAAGCUGCCACUUCCCACAAGACCCCCUCUGCAGCGAAGGACGAGUAUCUUCGAAUGGCGAUGGAGCGCUAUGUCAAGGCCCUGGAUAUAGAUAGUGAUUGUUUUGCAGCGGCCAAUGGCGUGGGCAUGGUCUUUGCACGACGUGGCAAACCAGAGAUCGCACGAAAGGCUUUCCAAUGCGUGAGAGAUCACAAGGCCAUGGAAGACAACCCGUCGAUCUACAUCAACCUGGCCCACACUUACAUCCAGACUCACGGGGUUCGGAGAAGAAAGCGGGUCUUUGGCGACGACGCAGAAAGCGAACCCGAAACUGAAGAACGGAUCGCCAACACAAGGAAGGCCAUCUCCUUGUAUCAAAAGGCAAAGGAAUUGGAUCCAGAUGAUGUUUCAGUGAACUUGCACAUUGCCAAAGCCUUGAACAAUUUAAAAGACUACGAUGAAGCUGCUGCUGUCCUGAGUGAAGCAGCCCACAACUGGCCAUUCGACAUGCUUGUCAAGAUCAAUCAGGCCAAAAACUGGGAAGACUGGGCGAAGCACACUUUGCGCGUCUACCGGGGAUUCCGUGCCAUUCAAAAGCCCGGCUGCCUGGAAAAGGUCGAAGAUGCCAGAGAUUGCUUGACAUCCGCAGUUGCUGCUUGGAAUUUCAUCUCUAACUAUUGGUCAGAGAUGACACACAUCGAAUGUGGGCUCUUGUCUCGGCGGAGUGGUCAUCCCGAAGGGCUGAAGACAUUUAUGUCGAACAUCAAGGAACACAUCGCGAACCUGCAGCAGCUAAUUGAAACGGUCAACGUUAGAGUUCAAGAGUUGGCGCGGCAAAUCCAUCACAACGAUCUCCAGUUAGAAAGGCUGAAUCUUGAGAAGAAGGAGGGAGAAAGAGAAGCCGAGAACAGAGCCAAGAACUCCGAAGCGUUUCGAAGAGAAAAACAUUUGGAAGCUGAAGAUCAAGCAUUACGAUUGAUGGAAAGCGGGAGACACAUCAGGCUGGGCCGCAACUUGGAGGCAGUAAAAGACAAGGCUGCCGCCAAGUCCAGCAACAAGAAGAAGAAAACCGAGGAGAAGCAAGAAACUCCCCAAGAGGCAGAGCAGCCAAUGCAGGUCGUGGAAGGUGGAGAGGACAUUGGCGGUGAUGCUGCCAAUACUAUCUCUGGCAUCUUUGACGAUGAAAUUCCACAUGAUGAUGAGGAAGUCGUAGUGCCUCGAGAGAGAGAAAAGAAGGACAAAAAGAAGAAAAAGGACAAGAAGGACAAAAAGGACAAAAAAGACAAGGAGAAAAAAGACAAGAAGGACAAAAAGAGAAAACAUCGAGAAAAUGAAGAUACAGCAUCUGGAUGA